This is a messenger RNA of Aspergillus puulaauensis, 3204 nucleotides long. RefSeq names its product bifunctional cytochrome P450/NADPH--P450 reductase. NCBI's taxonomy places the organism in Eukaryota, Fungi, Ascomycota, Eurotiomycetes, Eurotiales, Aspergillaceae. The record is from RefSeq and is a predicted model, not a curated record. Gene Ontology annotation, molecular function: aromatase activity; NADPH-hemoprotein reductase activity; flavin adenine dinucleotide binding. The transcript has 5 exons. Gene Ontology annotation, cellular component: cytosol. The coding region runs from base 1 to 3204 and encodes 1067 amino acids.
AUGGGAAAAUUGAGCAACAUCCCACAGCCUCCGGGCGUCCCCCUUUUGGGGAAUCUCUUCGAUAUUGAUAUGGAACUGCCCCUUCAGUCGCUGUACGAUCUAGCAGACAAACAUGGCGAAAUCUACCGGAUGCGUUUUCCAGGGCAUACAUUUAUCAUCGCCUGUAGCUAUGACAUGGUGAAUGAGUUCUGCGACGAAAAGCGCUUCCCAAAGACCAUCUUCGCCCUCAAGGAGAUGAGACAUGCGAUGCACGACGGACUGUUCACGGCCAUUGAUGGCGAGACAGAGCCCGCCUGGGCCAUUGCGCACCGGAUCCUCGUCCCUGCAUUUGGACCCUCAUCCCUUCGACUCAUGUUUGACGGAAUGUACGACAUUGCAAGCCAGCUGGCCUUGAAAUGGGCACGAUACGGACGAGAACCCAUCACGGUGACCGACGACUUCACGCGCCUGACUCUGGACACGAUCGCGCUGUGUUCAAUGGACUUUCGAUUCAACAGCUACUACAAGGACGGCGUCCACCCGUUUGUUGAAGCAAUGGGUGAUUUUCUCACCGAGAGCGGCGAUAGAGCGCGACGAUUGCCCAUUCCUUCGUUCUUCUAUCGUGGUAAGGACAAGAAGUUCUUUGGGGAUAUCGAGGUGAUGAGGCAGACAGCGAACGAGAUCCUGCAAGAGCGCAAGACGGAGAAGAAUCUCGACUCGCGCAAGGACUUGCUUUCUGCCAUGCUGAAUGGCGUUGAUCCAAAGACUGGCCUCAAGAUGACCGAAGAGAGUAUCCUCGAUAACCUGAUUACGUUCCUUAUUGCUGGCCACGAGACGACGUCGGGGAUGCUUUCGUUCGCUAUGUACCAUCUCAUGAAGCACCCAGACACAUAUCGCAAGGCACAGCAGGAAGUGGAUGAAGUCUGUGGCAAGACGCCGAUUAGAUUCGAGCACCUGUCCAAACUCUCGUAUAUCUCAGCUGUCCUUAGAGAGACACUGCGACUCACGCCUCCGCUUCCUGUGUUCAACGUUGCACCCAAGCAGGACGAAGUAGUAGGAGGUCAAUACGUGGUGAAAGCAGGCGAGCUGAUCAUCGUGCUGGUAGGGUCGUCCCAUCUGGACCCGAAGGUAUACGGGGCAGACGUCAAGGAAUUCAAGCCAGAACGCAUGCUGGACGCCAACUUCGACCGCCUCAAUAAGGAAUUCCCCAAUUCCUGGAAACCGUUUGGAAAUGGUACGCGUGGCUGCAUUGGCCGGCCGUUUGCCUGGCAGGAAGCAUUGCUUGUUAUUGCGAUGCUCCUGCAGAACUUUGACUUCGAGUUUGACGACCCAGACUACACGCUCAGUCUGAAACAGACGUUGACCGUGAAGCCGGCUAAUUUCAAGGUCAGGGCAAUUCCCCGUGAUGGCCUGAGAGCAACAGAACUAGGGCAUAGACUGGCUGGAACGGCUGCACCGGCGAACUCGCGUCCAAUUGCAGCCAGAAAUGGCACUGGUACAUCGCCAAAUGGCGCGAAGGGAAAGCCAUUGAGCAUAUACUAUGGCUCCAAUAGUGGAACCUGCCAGUCCAUGGCCGAGCGUCUGGCGGCUGAUGCUUUUGCACACGGUUUCUCUGCCAGCGUGGUGGACGCCGUUGACAACGCCACUGAGAAGCUCCCAAAAGACCAACCGGUAGUCAUUAUCACGGCCUCAUAUGAGGGUCAGCCACCGGACAAUGCCGGUCAAUUUGUGCACUGGCUCGAAGGCCUCGAGGUUAGCGACGCCCUCCAGGGUGUGUCGUAUGCUGUCUUUGGUUGUGGCCACCACGACUGGGCCGCCACAUUCCACCGUAUCCCUAGACUGGUGGAUUCAUCCAUAGCUCAACAUGGAGGCUCUCGCGUUGCUGCUUUAGGUCUGACCGAUGUCGCAGGAGGAAACGAGAUGACGGACUUUGAGGCCUGGGAAGAUGGGGUCUUCUGGCCGGCGAUGAAGAAGAAAUAUGGCGCUGCAGCCCCUCAAGGCCCUUCGCUGAGCGUCACAGUGAGCAACCCUCGCAAAUCGAUCCUCCAUCAAGAUGGUAAAGAGGCUAGAGUGGUAGCCACGUCCAUAUUGACUGCCGAGGAUGCCGAUGUUAAGAAACAACACAUUGAGAUCGAGCUGCCCUCGGGCAUGGCGUACAGGGCAGGCGACUAUCUUGCAGUGCUGCCAGUCAACCCCCCUGAACAAGUCCACCGAGCGCUACGACAUUUCCAUCUCCCAUGGGAUGCACACCUUACAAUCUCAGCCAAGGCAGUAACCUUCCUUCCGGACAGCGGCCCAGUCCCUGCUGUGGAUGUAUUCGGAUCCUAUGUGGAAUUGGCCCAGCCUGCCACUAAACGCAACAUACUGAGUCUUAUCGAUGCAGCUAAUGAGCCCGUUACAAAGGCCAAGCUGGACACGCUUCUUGCCGAUGGAUACUACGCCUCGGAGGUCCUUGCCAACCGUAUCUCGGUCCUGGAUCUGCUCGAGAGUAACCCCGACAUUGACCUUGCCAUAUCAGACUUCCUCCGCAUGCUGCCCCCUAUGCGUGUUAGGCAGUACAGCAUCGGCUCAUCCCCUGUCUGGAGCCCGCGUCGUGUCGUCUUGACGUACUCGGUCUUUUCUGGAGGUCAGGGAAAACGUCGUGCUGGAGUGGCAACUAGCUACCUAUCUACUCUCCAAGCAGGAGAUGUUGUACAUGCUGCUGUUCGGCCGUCUCAUGCUGCCUUUCAUCUCCCUGCUGAUGUUGAAAACACUCCGGUCAUCAUGAUUGCGGCUGGCACUGGUAUUGCUCCUUUUAGAGGGUUUAUUCAAGAACGAGCGGGGAUGCGUGCUGCAGGACGGGUGACUGCACCCGCAGUACUCUACUUUGGAUGUCGUGAGCCAGGAAAAGAUGAUUUAUACAGGGGUGAAUUGGAUCAGUGGGAGGCCAGUGAAGUGGUCUCCGUUCGACGGGCAUAUAGCCGGCAGGCGGAGGCCAGUGAAGGAUGCCGGCAUGUGCAUGACAGACUGUGGAAGGACAGGGAUAGCUUCCUAGAAUUAUGGGAGAAAGGGGCUCGUGUUUAUAUCUGCGGCAGUAGAGCAGUCGGUGACUCUGCGAAGUCGAUGCUUGUUGAUAUCCUCCUGGACGCGAAGAAGACGCAGGGCGAAGAGACAACGAGAGAGACGAUCAGCACUUGGUUUGAGGGUUUGAAGAACACUCGAUAUGUUGUGGAUGUGUUUGAUUAA